Styela clava is the source of this 1935-nucleotide messenger RNA. RefSeq names its product GPN-loop GTPase 2-like. The record is from RefSeq and is a predicted model, not a curated record. Lineage: Eukaryota; Metazoa; Chordata; Ascidiacea; Stolidobranchia; Styelidae. Gene Ontology annotation, cellular component: cytoplasm. Gene Ontology annotation, molecular function: GTPase activity.
UUAUUGUGAAAAAAACUGCUUAAAAUAGAAAAUUGUGAUGUCACAGGCGAAAACAAGUUUUGGACAAAUUGUGAUUGGGCCACCAGGAAGUGGCAAGACAACAUAUUGUCAUGGAAUGCAGCAGUUCCUUGGUGCAUUGAAACGCCCAUGUUGUAUUGUAAACCUUGAUCCAGCAAAUGAGAAUAUUCCUUAUCAAUGUGAUAUUAAUAUUGAAGAAUUAAUUACAUUAGAGGAUGUAAUGGAAAAUUUACAACUCGGACCAAAUGGUGGACUUCUCUAUUGUAUGGAAUAUCUUGAAGCUAAUAUGGACUGGCUCAUUGAAAAAUUAAAACAGCAUUCUGGAAAAUAUAUUGUGUUUGACUGUCCUGGGCAGGUCGAGUUAUAUACACAUCAUUCAUCAUUGAGAAAUGUGAUUGAAAAACUAACCAGCAAAGAACAAGAUCUUCGUCUCACUGCCAUUCACUUAGUAGAUUCUCAUUAUUGUUCUGAUGGAAGCAAAUUUAUAUCUGUUUUAUUGACUUCAUUAGCUACUAUGCUACAUAUCAACCUUCCACAUAUCAAUGUUCUAUCAAAGAUGGAUGUUGCAGAACAAUACGGAAAAUUUGCAUUCCACUUGGAUUAUUACACGGAAGUUCUUGAUCUUGAAAAAUUAUUGUCAGUUGAGAGUGAUGAUCCAUUUUGGAAGAAACACAAGAAACUGAAUGAAAAAUUAAUUGGAGUUGUUGAAGAUUACAGUCUUGUUAGUUUUGUGCCCUUGAAUGUCCAAGACAAAGAAAGUAUGUUGAACGUCAUCCGACAAGCAGAUAAAGCAAACGGAUAUUGUUUUGGGACAGUUGAAGAAAGAAAUAUUCAAAAAUUGCUCUCUACUGCUGUUGGUGCUGAGUUUGAAUUCUUUAAAUCUGCAUCUACACAUGAGAAAUACCUAAACUCUGAUAAGGGAUGAAAUGGUGGUCUUUGUCUGAUGCAUAAUAUAUACCAGGGGUGGCCAACCUACUUUCGUCCACGAUCAACUAAAAUCUUCAAAAUAGCUUGCGAUCGACUGAUUGGUAAUAAGUUCAUAUACAAAAACGAAUGGGUACUGAUUAUGCAUAGAUUAUGCAAACACGCUACGCAUACAAAAAAAUACAGCACUGCCAAUAAGCUCAGCUCUGUGGGCACAUUCACAAUUAAAACGCCACAAAAAUUUGUAUUGUUCAUGUUCCAUUUCAUUUGUUAAUUUGAUUAUGUAAUAGUAGCCGGAGUAAAUGUUUCAUCAUUCAUUUAUUCAAAUCAUACAAUUCAGACCUAACACAUGCCUAUUUUUAGCCCGGAGUGUCGUAAAUUUCUCAAAAAACCUUGCCAAGUAUUAGCGUACUAUACAAAUAAAGAAAAAUAAAUUUUCGAAAACCAUCAAUGAAACACUACUGCUCGAUUUUCAGCAUCUAAAUUACAAUAAUUCAACUCACUGCACAUUUAUCAACUAAAACACACAAUAUUCGGCAAGUUCAAUUUAAACUUGGUAGCGGCGAAACUUGCAUUUUUACGUAAUAACAUGUAAAUGGGGCUUGUCCAGACUCAAAUACUGUACGUCUAUUUUUACACAUGUACAGUACUGUAUUCGUUGUUUUAAAACACACAACAGGCGCUGCAUGAAACUGCUUCAGGAAAUUUUGGGGGUAUGUUGUUAAAUUUACCAACAAUAGACGCGAUUGACCACUCGAAACGUGAAGAUCGACCGGUCGAUCGUGAUCGACGUGUUGGCCACCCCUGAUAUAUACUAUCAAAGGAGACUACCAACUGUGGUCUCAGUGCAAAUGAAAUUUCUUGUUUGAAAAUCAAAGAGUACUUUGUGUGUUAUGGAAACUGGAUUAUAUUUCUAAUUGUGAUUAUUUCUCAUGUACUAUGGUUGUGAUUUGUUUCAGAAUUGUGGAUUAAUAAAAGUAUGUGAAGAAAUAA